AUGUUCCUUGAUCAACAAUUCAAAAUCAAAGAUCUUGGCACUCUUCAUUUUUUCUUGGGACUUGAAGUGACACGUUCCCAAAAAGACAUUGUUCUUAAUCAACGAAAAUAUGCUCUUGAGCUUGUUUCUGAUGCUGGGUUGCUAGCAGUAAAACCCAUGUCUUCUCCCAUGGAUUCAUCAAUUCGCCUUGCUCAUGAUCAGGGUUCUCCACUUGCUGAUGCUGCUUCUUAUAGGCGUCUUAUUGGACGCUUAUUGUACCUGACCACAACUCAUCAUGACAUAAGUUUUGCAGUUCAUCAUCUCUCUCAAUUUGGUUCCAAGCCCAUUGAUAUUCAUCUCUCAGCAGCUCACAGAGUGUUACAUUAUCUCAAGGGAUCCCUAGGCCAUGGUUUGUUUUUUCCAUCCUCGAGUAAUCUUCAUUUUCGUUUUGUCACAGGGUUCUGCCUUUUCAUUGGUUCUUCAUUGGUGUCUUGGAAGUCAAAAAACAAACUAUUGUAUCACAUUCUUCAUCCAAAGCAGAGUACUGUCAUGUGA
Molecule: messenger RNA, 534 nt
Organism: Gastrolobium bilobum
Lineage: Eukaryota; Viridiplantae; Streptophyta; Magnoliopsida; Fabales; Fabaceae
Exons: 1
Coding region: 1-534 (177 amino acids)
Source: RefSeq, a predicted model, not a curated record